GUUUUUUGAUAACAGUUUUCUGGCAGUCAGCAACCGAUUUAAAUUUUCCCAUACGGCCAAAUGGGCGUGCGACGAUGUUGCCCCAUCAUCGCGUUAUUGUCAUCGGUACGGCGGCUCCAAAAACAGCUGAUUGGAAUCCCCAGCUGAUAACACGACAGGUGGCUUAAGGGCUAAGACGGAAAAUGCGAUCUCUCCAGCGGUUGCGGCAGCUGUUGAGCUUGGGUGGUCGAAUUGGAGAAAGAAGACUACUCCAGGGGGAAGCUCACACACCCAAGAAAGGUCUUCCCCUGCUGAGACUAGGUCUCCUGGCGGCCGGAGCCGGAGCCAUUGGCUACGAUGGCUGGGUGAAUGACUUCACCUACUGCGGGGCCUCUGUGCGAUUUGUGCGGUCCCUCAAAACCGCCGCACUGAUUGCCGCCGACUAUCUGCGGCUGGACGAGAACGAUCCGGAGUACGAGAGCAAGGUGAAGGUGCUGCACCAAAAGAGCGCCGAGCGACUGCUGGAGACGUGCCUGCUCAACGGCGGCCUGUACAUCAAGGUGGGCCAGGGAUUCGCGGCCAUCAACCACAUCCUGCCCGUGGAGUACACCAGCACACUGUCCCGACUGCAGGAUCGCUGUCUGCCCACCAGUCAGUCCGAUGUGCAGAAGGUAUUUCGCCGCGACUUUGGCCAGCUGCCUGAGGAGAUCUACCAGGAGUUCGACUACCAGCCCGUGGCGGCCGCCAGUUUGGCGCAGGUCUUCAAGGCACGGCUGCCCAGCGGCGAGCAGGUGGCCGUCAAGGUGCAGUACAAUGACCUGCAGAAGCGGUUCAUCAGCGACCUGGGCACCAUCAUCUUCCUGCAGGACAUCAUCGAGUUCUUCUUCAAGGACUACAACUUCGGCUGGAUCCUCAAUGACCUGCGGAAGAACCUAGUGCUGGAGCUGAACUUCCUGCAGGAGGGUCACAAUGCCGAGCGCUGCGCCAAGGACAUGGCGAAGUUCAGCUAUGUCCAUGUUCCCAAAGUCCACUGGUCGCACACAAAAACUCGUGUUCUUACUCUUGAAUGGAUGGAAGGGUGUAAGAUUAACGAUCUUGAGGCGAUAGCCAAGCAAAAACUGAACCUAAAGGACAUUGACGUUAAGCUUUUCAAUACCUUUGCUGAGCAGAUUUUCUACACUGGCUUCGUGCACGCCGAUCCCCAUCCAGGAAACAUUUUUGUGCGACCAAAUAGUAAAAAUGGCCGAGCAGACAUUAUCUUGCUGGACCAUGGCCUUUACGAAGAACUGCCUCAGAAUGUGCGGGGACCACUGUGCGAAUUCUGGGAGGCCACCGUGCUGCGCAAUGAGGCCAAGAUGCAGGCCGCCGCCGAGAAGAUUGGCAUAGGUGACUACAUGCGAUUCGCCGAGGUGCUUUUCCAACAGCCUAUUCGAAUUCGAGGAGGUCGCAUUAGGGGAAAACUCUCGCAGGAGGACAUCGAUCACAUGCAGGAGGUGGCCAGGAAGAACUUUGAGCUCAUCAUGGGCACCCUUAAGGAGAUGCCGCGGAGCAUGUUGUUUGUGGUUCGUAACCUGAACACUGUUCGAGCGAUUAGUCAUCAGCACGGAGACGUGGUUAAUAGGCCCCAGGUGAUGGCGCGAUAUGCCCAGAAGUGUCUUUAUAUACACAACGAGAGCCGUUCUUCCCUGCGGUUUGUCCACUGGCUGAGUCGCCGCAUCUACUUCGAGUACUGUCUGUUUUUGUCAGCCUUCAAGCUGCGCAUCCUCGACUGGUACUUCAAUGUCCUUUAUUUGCUGGGACGUGCUCCUGCCUCGGCCAAAACCGUAAUGAGGGAUAUGAUGCAACCGCUGGAACCGCAGAUCUUGAGAUGAGCACUAUCCGGUACCUCUUUCCCUAAAUUAUAAGUCUUAAGAUGUCUUUGUAUAUUUAUAUUAAUAUUUCACUGACUCAUUCCCAGGCAUAUUAUCAAUGGAGGAAAUCACUGAGAAUGAGUCAGAGAAAAAGGGUUUUUAUAUAGUGUGACAAACAAAUAAUAAUUGUAAAGUGAUAAGCAAAGUAUUUAUUUAAUGCCUUUAUGACGCUUUACCGUAUGUGGUUAUUAAGGUGUAGGACUUUUGAAUAAAUUGUAUAGUAAAUUUGA
This is a messenger RNA of Drosophila elegans, 2119 nucleotides long. RefSeq lists its product as uncharacterized. The transcript has 5 exons. The record is from RefSeq and is a predicted model, not a curated record. The coding region runs from base 183 to 1850 and encodes 555 amino acids. Lineage: Eukaryota; Metazoa; Arthropoda; Insecta; Diptera; Drosophilidae.